UCCAUACAUUAUUUCUAAGCAUCUUUGUGGAGAAUAAUUACUCCAUUUAUUGCUGUAACAACUAACAAAAUGAAUCAUGGACUGAAAAAAAAAAAAAAAAAAAAAGGGAUUCUUUUUACACUCCUUUUCUGGUAUCUACAUGCCUGAGUGCAGAUGUUGUUCGUUUGUAGAAUGAACAAUACUCAUCCUAUAAUACUUUAUAAAAUCACAUUAAAACCACGGGUUAUUAUAUACACUAUGGAAGGAGUUAUUGUGAUGUGGUAAAAAAAAAAAAAAAAGCUAGAUGCUGAUCAGCUCACUGCUAAAGAUUGCUACACACUGCUACAAGACUUCUCAACUAGAAAGUGAAGACUGAAGAGCUUAUUUAUCUUCUUACCCUGUAAUAACACAGUAAUAUUCCACACUGAAGAGCUCUUCGGCAACCUGGUGAACCGGAAUAGAAAAACUGCAUUAGUACGCUGGUGUUUAAUACGCGCACAUGCCUCAGCUGUAAAACGUAGAGCUUCUGUCAGUGAGACACGUUCUUCACUCUGGAAUGAAUAUACUGUAUGUAUACUGUAUAUGCACGUCUGUUUGUUUCUCUCAGUGUGCACACCCGCCCCGGCUCGUGGCCAUGCAGAGGAGCGACUGCUUCAGGUCUUAUUCCGCCGCUAUAACAAGCUCUCGCGUCCUGUUGAGAACAUCUCGGAUGUGGUGCUGGUCCACUUCGGCCUUUCCAUCGCACAACUCAUUGAUGUAGAUGAAAAGAAUCAAAUGAUGACCACCAAUGUUUGGGUGAAACAGGAAUGGAGCGAUUACAAGCUGCGCUGGAACCCUGAGGAGUUUGAGAAUGUCACCUCCAUCAGAAUCCCCUCCGAGCUCAUCUGGAGGCCUGAUAUUGUGCUCUACAACAACGCCGAUGGAGAUUUCGCCGUGACUCACCUGACCAAAGCCCAGGUGUUCCACGACGGCCGAGUCAAAUGGAAGCCUCCUGCCAUAUACAAGAGCUCCUGCAAUAUUGACGUCACGUUCUUCCCUUUCGAUCAGCAGAACUGUAAGAUGAAGUUUGGGUCAUGGACGUACGACCGAGCUAAGAUCGACUUGGUCAGCAUGGACAGCAACGUGGACCAAAUGGACUACUGGGAGAGUGGUGAGUGGGUCAUCAUCGACGCUGUAGGAAAGUACAACAGCAAGAAAUACGAGUGCUGCACAGAAAUCUACCCAGACAUCACGUACUACUUCAUCAUCCGCCGGCUCCCUCUGUUCUACACCAUCAACCUCAUCAUCCCAUGCCUGCUGAUCUCGUGCUUGACCGUGCUUGUGUUCUACCUACCCUCGGAGUGUGCUGAGAAGAUCACGCUGUGCAUAUCCGUGCUCCUCUCACUCACUGUCUUUCUCCUGCUCAUCACAGAAAUCAUCCCUUCCACCUCGCUGGUCAUCCCACUCAUCGGUGAGUACCUGCUCUUCACCAUGAUCUUUGUCACGCUUUCCAUCAUCAUCACGGUGUUCGUGCUGAACGUGCACCACCGCUCAUCGCGCACACAUCGAAUGCCUCAUUGGGUCCGCCAGCUCUUUCUCCACCUGGUACCGCGGUACCUUUUCAUGAAACGCCCGCCCGCUGCUGGAAAGAGGAACUGCCGCAAGCUCAUUGAAAUGAUGCACAGACCAAUGGCACUGCAGUCCAUCCAGCAGAGUAACCCCACCUUCACCAUGCCCCUUGAUCCGGGCAUGGUCUCUGCUGCCUCAUCAUGUGCAAUACAGCGAGAAGCAGCAUCCAAAUCUCCUCUUUUCUGCAGCUCCCCCAGCAGCCAGUACUCCAUCCUUCAAGAGGAGCCCACACAGAGGAACCUCACUCCUGGACUCACACGCGCUCAAGUGAACCCUUCGUCUGCCUCAAGCCCUUCCUCGUCUCCAGAUGCACCCCUCGGGCCUCUGCUUCAAACGUUAGCUCUCAGUGAGGUUUGUGAAUUUCAGUGCCACAGCGCCGAGAGUGUAUUUGUGGAUAGCGCAGAGGGCACGCGCGAGACAGAAACUCUCUGGCACUGUCAUAAGCAUGAGGAGACGAGUAUACAGACAUUCUUCACUGCAGAUAGAGGUGAGAGUACAGGUGCGUGUGUAAGACACAAGGUCCGGAGCACUCAGAUCUCAAGCCCCAACUGCAGUAAAGAACCAGAGUUGGAUGAAAGCGACUUUCCAGUGUCGCAGUCGCUCCUGCGCGCCCUCGAGGGAGUCCAGUACAUCGCCGACCAUCUCAGAGCUGAGGAUUCAGACUUUUCGGUAAGAGAAGACUGGAAGUACGUUGCCAUGGUGAUUGAUAGAAUAUUUCUCUGGAUGUUUGUGCUGGUGUGCAUUUUGGGUACAGCAGGACUGUUUCUACCGCCUUGGUUGGCUGGAAUGAUCUAGAAUCCGACAUGGAGCUCAGCAUCGGACAAGAAACCCGCCAGCGUCCUCAUCCAGAUCCACCGUGUUUGACUGUACACCUGCAGUAUCACUAUAUCACAUUUGAGAACGUCCGGAGUGGCUAAUGUAACCACGAAGCAUUUUUUCAAGGUCAGCUUGAUAUGCUUUCAAGGCAUAAAACGCUUUAUUCCCGUCCUUUCAACAACAGCCACUUUCUGUCGCUAAAAAAAAAAAAAAUCUUCUGAAAUGUUCCUUCGGCCGUGUAUCAUCCCGAUUAAAUCCGUGCUUUAAAUCGGUGCCAAUUCUAACCACAUGCCUUCAUGCCAUUUGUUAUAUAUUAAAGCUUCUGCUACAAAACUGUACUUAAUCCAUAGGGGAGUACAAUUUAAGUUUAACGUAUUGACAGUACAUAGGCAACUUCGUAUUUACAUUUAUUGAAGAUUA
Molecule: messenger RNA, 2823 nt
Organism: Ictalurus furcatus (blue catfish)
Lineage: Eukaryota; Metazoa; Chordata; Actinopteri; Siluriformes; Ictaluridae
Gene: chrna4b
Product: cholinergic receptor, nicotinic, alpha 4b
Exons: 5
Coding region: 562-2382 (606 amino acids)
Biological process (GO): nervous system process; monoatomic ion transmembrane transport; regulation of membrane potential
Cellular component (GO): synapse; neuron projection; postsynaptic membrane
Molecular function (GO): acetylcholine-gated monoatomic cation-selective channel activity; transmembrane signaling receptor activity
Source: RefSeq, a predicted model, not a curated record